UGCUUCUGAAAAGCCAUAACUGACAACCACAGAUGUAUCACACAGAAGUAAAUUCAGAAGUUUUAUGUUCUAAGCUGCUUUAAGCAGUUUGACUCAUCUGUGAUCAAACUUUUCUUCUGGAGGAAGGAAACUAUCAUGACUAUCAGGCUUCUGGAUGACUUACAUUAAACACCCUAUUUCUUGGAAACAAGCCAAGACAGUUUCCCCUGGAAUGAUCUGCAAGCUUAGAAUGCAUCAGCUAUAAACUGCUUCUACAGAAUGCAUAAUCUGAAUGGAUAUAUGUGAUGUGUUCAUUUGGUAACUGACAGGAGGACGGGCAUGGAUACAUCAUUAUCAUUACUGCACCAGGAGUUCAAGAACAGAUGGACAGCUCUGUGAAAAUUAUUGGAUCUGAAGAAUAAUUAAACUGCAGUGAAAGUUCUCUUUUACAAAACAUGAACUUCUUUUUUUCCAUUCUGGGAAGUGGGCAGUCUCAAAGACCUUGAGAGUAACAAGAGCUCCACGCCCUACAAGUAUCUUAAGCAUUUCUGUGAAAUAAUUACAUGGCCAAAGGACUGAUAGAAAGCAUUCUUCCACAUUUACCUUGCAUUCUUUUCAAUUCUCUAAUGGAGUCAUAUCCUGGCCUAAUUUCAAAGACUUUCUGCACAGAAAACAUCUUCUGGUUUGAACUUUAAGCGUCUAGCUGCCUUUUGAUACCAUAAAAGAAAAAAAGGCACAUAAAAGAAAAAAAGGCACAUUCUGAAGACCUACUUAUGUCACAAAGACAUUUUUCUUAACUGGAUUUUCCAGAUCUAAAUAUCAUCCUUUUCACUGCAUCAGUGUAGAGAUAAAAAGGACGUUGGACAAAAAUUCCCUCUCCAAAGGAAGACACCCGCAGCUUGCACAGCUCUCACCAUCUAUUCAAGAAGAUUCGGCAUAAAUGAGAAAUUCAACAUGUGCUCUUCAUCCAUCGAUAGCUACUACUGUAGCUCUACCAAUCAUCUACUCUCUCCUAUUUAUUACUGGCAGUUUUGGAAAUAUUCUCACUGCCUGGGUGUUUUCAAGACAAGCAUCCACAAAAAGAACACAAUAUAUUUAUCUGGUAAAUCUCGUCACUGCUAAUUUACUUGUAUGUAGCACUAUGCCUUUUCUGGCUGGCUAUUUUGCAAAAGGACACGAAUGGAAAUAUAGCUCUGAUGUAUGCAGAGCAGCGCAUCAGCUUGGAACUAUCGUUAUGCAUGUCUGCAUGUAUGUGACAAUUACAAUUUUAUGUACAAUCGCUCUGAGUCAGUAUGCAACACUGAAGAAAAACAAUGAUGCACGACACUCCCAAGCAAUUACAAAAAACUUGUACAAAUUUGGACUUCAAAAGUUCCGUCAGCCAAAGUUCGCUAAAUAUUUUUGUAUCUUUAUAUGGUUUAUUGUGUUGUGCGUUUCGGUAACAGCUAUAACAUACGAUGCUCGGACAAGGAAGGAGCAAAUUUUUAACACGUGUUAUAACACGAAGGUAGAAAUUGGUGAAUUUACUGCAAAGACUGCAGCUUCUCUUGGCACUGCUUGUUUUUUUCUGUUUUUUCUAACCGUUUUGUUAUCAUACUAUUCCCUCACCAGACACCUGAGUAAAAUACAAAAAAACACCCACAUUGGACAAAAUCAUAUGAUUUACAGGACAGUGAAAAGAAAUAUUCUUGUCAUCCAGAUAAUUUUAACUGUCUGCUUUCUUCCUUAUCAUAUUUUCAGGCCCAUAUUUUAUGUACUGCUUCCAGAAGAAGAUUGUUCAAGGAUAAACUAUCUAGUAGAAAUUAAAAAUUUCCUUACUUGUCUGUGUGUUUCUAGGAGUAGCAUAGAUCCAGUUAUAACCCUUCUGCUAGAUAAAACAUUUAAGAAAAGCCUAUCCAGUCUGUUUAAAAAACCCACACCUGAAUACCACCAACGCAGAGCUGAUUUUUUCACUGAAGAGACCCCACCAAUAUGAAGUAAUACAGAAUGAUGUUAGUAGAAUAUGACUGUCAGCUCAUUUUGACUUGCUGUAAUGAGACUUUUAUAUGAAAUGGGAAAUAUUUAAAUGAAAUUGUAACAUUAUUUGUAUUUCCUUUUUUUUUUUUUUUUUUUUU
Molecule: messenger RNA, 2093 nt
Organism: Coturnix japonica (Japanese quail)
Lineage: Eukaryota; Metazoa; Chordata; Aves; Galliformes; Phasianidae
Gene: GPR82
Product: G protein-coupled receptor 82
Biological process (GO): G protein-coupled receptor signaling pathway
Cellular component (GO): membrane
Molecular function (GO): G protein-coupled receptor activity
Source: RefSeq, a predicted model, not a curated record